Molecule: messenger RNA, 1331 nt
Organism: Harmonia axyridis
Lineage: Eukaryota; Metazoa; Arthropoda; Insecta; Coleoptera; Coccinellidae
Product: oligoribonuclease, mitochondrial
Exons: 5
Coding region: 456-1121 (221 amino acids)
Cellular component (GO): mitochondrion
Molecular function (GO): nucleic acid binding; 3'-5'-RNA exonuclease activity
Source: RefSeq, a predicted model, not a curated record
UGCCUGCACCCACUCCUCAGUAGAUUGGAGGUAUUUCAUGUGAAACUCUAUCGAUAAUGAAUCUGGAAUAUUCAAAAAACUUCAUGAUUCUUUUAAAAAGUGCUCUGCCAAUGGAUCUGAUGGCAGAAUGUUGGAAAAUACUAGUCCACUUGGACUGAAUUUUUUUGUAUAAUUUAGAUUUCUAUCCGGUCGAGUGUCAUUGAAUUUUUUUAAUGAUUAAAUGAAGUUAAUUUGAUGGAGUCAGUUAUCUGAAAUUUGAGCUAUGUAGCUUUUAUCAGAUCAGAAGAACUUGAUUAUUUUUCCACGGAUUGUGAACCUACCCUGAAAAUGUCGAAUCUCUAGCACAUUUCGUUUGAGAGUAAUCCUGUACAAGGACGGAAUUGAAUAUGACCAAGGAUUCGUCACCAGUUUAACCUUCUGUCUGAGUUAUGGUAUUGGAAUUCUAUAUGUAGAAAAUGUGGAAAAUAUUUAGAAAUUUGAAUUUAGCGAGAGUUUAUGAAUUUAAUGGUACCAGGUUCAGCACAGAAUGUCUAAAUUUGCAGAAAAUGACUAAAAAACCAAAUCUAGAUUUAGAAGUCGAAAGAAUUGUAUGGAUUGAUAUGGAGAUGACUGGCUUAGAUAUUGAAAAGGAUAAAAUAAUGGAAGUGGCGUGUUUGGUUACAGAUUCCAACUUAAAUAUAAUUGCUGAAGGUCCUGAUCUUAUAAUCAAUCAUCCAAAAGAAGUAUUAGAUACUAUGAAUGAUUGGUGCAAAACUCAACAUGCUAAAACAGGACUAACAGAAGCUUGCCUGAAAUCCCAAACCUCAAUUGCUGAUGCUGAAAAAAUUUUAUUAGAUUUUGUGAAAGAACAUACAACAUCAAAAUGCAGUCCUCUUGGGGGAAAUAGUGUUUAUAUGGAUCGACUGUUCUUGAAAAAGUUCCUGAAGAAUGUUGAUGAACAUCUACAUUAUCGCAUCAUUGAUGUAUCAACAGUGAAAGAAUUGUGCCGAAGGUGGAAUCUAGAAGUUUAUAAAUCUACACCCAAAAAAGAUUUUAGUCACAGGGCAUUAAAUGAUAUCAAAGAAAGUGUUGGAGAAUUAAAGUUUUACAAAGAAAGAUUUUUUAAAACUGAUAACAAUUGAUAUUUAAGUUUAAUUUUAAGUGUAUGUAUGUGCAGAUAUAUAAAAGAUGUGUCAUUUAAAAGUAAACUAAUUUGAAUUACACAAACUUGAUCUUCACUAAAAUUAAGUUUUAAUGCUUGUAAACUUUAAAAGUAAAUUGAUGAUGUUGUAAUUGAUUGCUUCCAUAAUUAUUUCGAAGUUACAAAUAAAUCAUUUAAUAAUCGAUAUAUA